GAUUUGGAGUGAGACGGUAUUGAUGGAAGGACUUGUUUUGAUUAGUGUUGACCAAGUCUAGCUUCUACCUUAAAAAAUGCAAGUUAUAGAAAGGGAGAGGAAGUAGAUAUCUUUUGUUGUCAUGUAACUUAAACACUAGAUUAACACUCAAGAUAUAUAUCAAAAAGGCCCCACCAACUACGCCCACCACCUAAUUACGUAUACAAGAAGAAGAUUUACAUAUAUUAUACAUGUACAUAGAUAUAUUUAAUAUAGAAGCACCUUAAAUUGUAUAGGAGUGAAAGGUGAUCGCCCAGAUAGCUUAAGAAGGAAUCGGCCCUAGUUUAGUACCACUUAUUAUAACUUGACUCUUCCAUGUUGUGUGCUUCUAGUGUGUACCAUUUUACUUGGUGAAAGAUCUACGUCCACGGGUGAAAGUGUAUGUAUUAUUGAUGAUUGAUUGCUCCAAAAGAGAACGAGAUACAAAAGAAGAAUUACAUGCACUACAACAACAAACUUUGAAUCUACAACUAUUCUCCAUAUUCUUCUUGCUCCCAAAUCUCUCUAUCUCACUAUUCAACUGAAUACAGAUUUUAUAUCUCUCUUAACUAGUUGAACUGUAAUCUCAUCCGUCGAUCCAACGUGAACGAUUGAGAUCUUAAUCACAAAUGCAAACUUACUUAAUUGCCAUUCAAUCCCUCCAUGUUUCUGAAUUAGCAAUUAAGUCCUUAAAGUUUCUUGUGUAAAUAGUUGAUGCAUAGAUGUGAAGACACAUAUGCAACAAGAAGUGAUUAAGGAACUUCUAACACUUGAAUAGAAAAUUUAAUUAUACUAUAAUAACUUGUGAUUUUGUUCGUAGAACGUACUUUUCUUAAUUUUGAGAAAUAAUGACGGAGUGUUGUCUUGAUUAAUUAGUGUUAGGCGGCUAACUUUGUGUUACGGUGAUAGUUACUAUGCCAUUGCCUCUUUAUGACCUUUUUUUUCAUUUUUUUUUAUUUGGGGGGUGAAGAGAUUGGAAUUAGCACCCAAGUUUCUCACCCUCAGAAGAACACAUGGAAUCAUCUGUCACACUAUUUUGUGUAUACCACUCUUAAUUUAUCUAUUUUAUAAUUAUUUUUAUAAAAAUAAAAAUUAUUAUUAUAUUAUGAACUCUAAUUAAUAUUUAUAACUAAAAAUUAAAAUUUUUAAAAAUUAUAACUUUGAAUUAAUGAACCUAAAUAAUUAAUUAUUAAUUCAAAUAAAUAUAAAAAAUAAUUAUAAAUCCUAAUUGGAUGAGUGAACCCUUAUUAAUUAUCUUUUUAUAAUAUUAAAGCAUAAUAAAUUAAAAUUGAAAAAAAUAUAAUUAAAAAUUAUAAUAAAUUAAGAGUGGUACAUAGUGGUACACACAAAAUAGUGGGACAGAGGAUCCCAUGUGCUGAAGAGAGGAAUACCGUUAAGCUACAAGGCUUAUGAAUUUUUUUUUCUAAUUAACUGAAAUUAUAUAUAAAAUCUGUAUGUAUUUAGCCUGAUACCACAGUUCAAUGAAAAGUAUUAGUUGUCUAUUGAAGUUAACAAAAAAUCAAUAAAAAAUUUAGUAUAAGAAAAUAAUAGAAGAACGAGUUUUUUCUUUAUUUUUUUCAGUCUUAAAUUAUUCAAAUUAAUUCUAAAUUGAUACUAGCUUUUAUUGAUACAAAAACCUAAGAAUCUUGGACCCCAAAUCCAGAAAACUGAUACGGAGCUCGAAUUCCCGGAUCCGUUUCAUUCUCUUGGCAAUCAAGUUCUUAACAAAGCUGACUUCAAUUUGGGCCAACCACGAAAUAGCCCCAACCAUCAAAUAUUAAUCUCACUAUCUAUGUCAGCAAAAUGAGUCAAAGAACACACCAUCAAUUAUGGAUUUGCUUUGAUGGUUAUUUGACUUUUACGAUCCUCCAUGUUCCAAAUUAAUUUAAUUAAUCCGCAACAUCUAUUAUUAGCUACAAAUAGAACCCCACACAACCAUAUAUAUAUAUAUGCAACAAAACACAAUCUGUAGAAACAUAAGUAAAAAAGGCAGCUAUGUUGAAAAUUAUUGAUAAAAAUUGCGAAUCAUUGAUCUCUAACAAUAAUAGAUUCUCCCAGCUUCGGAAAACGAUAUUCAAAUUAGGUGAGUCAACAAAAGGCGGCUAAGCUCCCAUUCAACGUUCAAAUAUCUCCAACCUUCCACCUUCACACCAUGCCUAAAUUCGCCGCCUCCAUCUCCCUCGCUCUUCCGCAAUGCCCCUCCUCCUCAUUCUCGCCGCCGCCCUCUUCGCGGCGGCGCAUUGCCAGUCCGACACCUACGCCAACUGUGACCGCACCUUCUCAUGCGGCUCCAUCACCAACAUAACAUUCCCUUUCCACGGCGGCGACCGCCCCCCCUACUGCGGCCUCCCCGACUUCGCCCUGGCCUGCCGCGACGGCAACACCACCGAGCUGGCUCACACCUCAGCCGCCUACCGCGUCCUCCGACUCAAUCAGACUGAGAAGUCACUCGUUCUCGCCCACUCCGAUCUCUACAGCAAUACAUGCCCUUCCGACUUUCGCAACAUUACCCUAGGUUCCCCUUAUUUCUACUAUAAUCUCACCCAAAACGAAGAACUCACUAUGUUCUACGGCUGCAACACCUCCCGCUUAAGUUCGGCGGGGAACAAUGCGUCGGAAUUGAGUAUCACGAGGGACAAUCGCAUCAGAUGCAAUUCCACUGAUUUGAAUUACACGGGCGCAUUUUAUUGGAUCGGCCCGGUUCCCAGCGACCCUAUUUUGAGCAUCAUAUCCUGUAACAUUAGUGUAAGAAUGCCGAUGCUGAGGGCCGCCGGCGAUCUGCUGACGAACUCCACGAUUAAUCUUGGAGAGGCGUUGAUGGAAGGUUUCGACGUGAGUUAUAGCGUGCAGGAUGAGAGCUUGUGCUCUGAGUGCAACAGAAUGAGCGGGCAAUGCGGGUUUAGUGCUGAGACCGAUAAACUCAUUUGCAUUUGCGGCGAUAAGCUUUGUCCUUUUGCUUUGACGCCUCCACCGGCACCUACUCCUUCUGACGGAAGCAGAAAUACAGAAAGGAGUAUAGGUCUUUUCAUAGCUGGUGCGAUUCUUACUGGUGUUGGCCUGGGAUGGUUGGUUUUCCAUUGUAGACAAAAGAGGAAGCAGAGGCUUGCAUUGAUGUCCUCCCAAAUCACAAGCAAGGAAAUUACUUCUUCUCCUUCCACGAAAGGCCUCCUUUCCCCGCCAUCGAGUAAUUACACCAAAAGCAUUCUAUCAUAUCCAUCUACCAAGUCGGACUUUGGUAGGCGAAGUUCGGAUUUUGGGGUGCAGGUCUUCAACUGUACCGAGCUUGAAGAAGCCACUAACAAAUUUGAUCCUUCUAGAGAACUUGGAGAUGGUGGAUUUGGUACUGUAUAUUAUGGGGUGCUUUCUGAUGGUCGUGUAGUUGCAGUUAAGCGCUUAUACGAGAACAAUUUCAAGCGCGCAGAGCAGUUCAUCAAUGAAGUCGAGAUUCUGACUCGGUUAAGGCAUCAAUACCUUGUGAAACUCUAUGGAUGCACCUCUAGGAGAAGCCAAGAACUACUGCUUGUGUAUGAAUAUGUAGCAAAUGGGACAGUGGCAGAUCAUCUGCAUGGAAAACGUGCGAAAUCGGGGUUGCUAUCUUGGCCUAUUAGGUUGCAAAUCGCCGUGGAAACUGCUGAUGCACUUGCUUAUCUACAUAGAUCAGAUAUCAUACAUCGGGAUGUCAAAACCAACAACAUUCUUCUGGACAAUGAUUUCCAUGUCAAAGUUGCUGAUUUUGGGUUGUCAAGGUUGUUCCCCAACGACGUCACUCAUGUGUCGACUGCUCCACAAGGGACUCCCGGCUAUGUCGACCCUGAGUACUACCAGUGCUAUCAACUCACAGAAAAGAGCGACGUGUACAGCUUCGGGGUUGUGCUAAUCGAGCUUAUAUCAUCGCUGCAGGCAGUAGAUACCAACAGGCACCGCCACGACAUCAAUUUGUCGAACAUGGCUGUCAACAAGAUUCAAAACCGGACAUUGCACGAGCUGGUUGAUUCAAGUGUUGGAUUCCACACGAAUAGUUCGGUGAGGAGGAUGGUUACGUUGGUUGCAGAGUUGGCUUUCAGAUGUCUGCAGCAGGAGAAGGACAUGAGACCUUCGAUGCAAGAAGUGCUGGAUGUUUUGAAAGGGAUACAGAAUGAAGAUUCGAAUGCUCUUGCGGUAGAAAUUGUGGACCUCUCCAUGGCCAUGGGUGAUGAUGCUGGUCUACUCAAGGGUAGCACCACACCCAGGUCACAAGAUUCACUUCCUUGAUUACUACUAAUUUUUGUGGAUGCACAGGCACUUGAAAUUGAAUAUGUACUUGAAUCUUGAUUUGGAAGAUUCCCGGGUAUGUAAAACAUCUCAAGGAUCUUGAAAGUGAGCAGUUUAUAAACAUGUUAAUUGUGUAUUAUGUUGGAGUAAAUUGCCUUGCAGUAUCCAUUGUGUAUUUGUUGGAAUUCA
Molecule: messenger RNA, 4458 nt
Organism: Salvia miltiorrhiza (redroot sage)
Lineage: Eukaryota; Viridiplantae; Streptophyta; Magnoliopsida; Lamiales; Lamiaceae
Product: LEAF RUST 10 DISEASE-RESISTANCE LOCUS RECEPTOR-LIKE PROTEIN KINASE-like 1.4
Exons: 4
Coding region: 2212-4269 (685 amino acids)
Biological process (GO): protein phosphorylation
Molecular function (GO): ATP binding; polysaccharide binding; protein kinase activity
Source: RefSeq, a predicted model, not a curated record